Molecule: messenger RNA, 1416 nt
Organism: Cucurbitaria berberidis CBS 394.84
Lineage: Eukaryota; Fungi; Ascomycota; Dothideomycetes; Pleosporales; Cucurbitariaceae
Product: MFS general substrate transporter
Exons: 4
Coding region: 1-1416 (471 amino acids)
Biological process (GO): transmembrane transport
Cellular component (GO): membrane
Molecular function (GO): transmembrane transporter activity
Source: RefSeq, a predicted model, not a curated record
AUGGAUGACAAAAACGACGUCGCAAUGGUCGAGGUUUUGGACACCAAGGCCGCGCUUGCGCCUCAGAUUGAUCCCGAGUUGGAGAAGAGAAUGGUGCGCAAGAUUGAUCUUCGACUCCUUCCUAUUACUGCACUUGUCUACCUGCUCUGCUACCUCGACCGCUCGAACAUUGGAAAUGCAAAGAUCCUCAACUCCUCAACAAAUGACACCAUGCGGGAAACCAACAACAUGACAAAUUACCAGUUCACAAUCGCCCUCAUGGCCUUCCUUAUUGCGUAUUCAAUAUUCGAAGCUCCGUCAAACCUCGCGCUCAAGGUCAUCUCGCCAAACAAAUGGAUCGGUAUUCUCGUGAUUGCCUUUGGGGCACUAUGUGCUGGAAUUGCGGGAACGCACAACUUCGCUGGAGUCACCGCCUUGAGGUUUCUUCUAGGCGCAGCGGAAGCUGGCAGCUUUCCGGGGUUGAUUUUCUACUUCAGCUUGUGGUAUAAGCAGGAAGAGCGAGCUACGAGGAUUGCAGCAUUUCUAUGUAGUGCAACCCUCGCGGGAGCAUUUGGCGGCGCAUUAGCAUACGGAGUCGGUCAUAUGAAUGGUGUAGGCGGGCUGGAGGGCUGGAGAUGGCUCUUUCUUCUCGAGGGAAGCAUUACUGCAGUGGUAGUAGGCGUCGGCGUUUUCUUCUGGCUUCCAAGUUAUCCUGAGCAUGCAUCCUGGUUGACAACCGAGGAGAAGGAGAUGCAAAAGAUUCGACUUGGCGUGAAUGCCAAUGCGAGCGAGGAUAAAAAGCUCAACUGGCCUGAGAUCAAAGACUGCCUCACCACCUGGCGUCUCUACGUUCACUACAUAAUAUACAUGGGUGUGGGUGUAGCCGUGGCCUCACUUUCCCUCUUUUCGCCCACCAUCGUCGCCGGGCUUGGAUACAAGGACUUGCAAGCGCAACUCUUCACCGUGCCACCCUACGCAGUCGCAUACGUAGUGACAUUUGGAGCUGCCAUGCUCUCCGACCGAUUCAAGAGUCGAGGACUGAUCGCAUCCAUCUCAUGUCUCAUCGCCGGAAUCGCCUUCAUCGUCCAGGCCGCGCUCCCAGGCACUGCAUACAAGGCGCGCUAUGCCAUGCUCAUCAUUGCAACCUCAGGUGUCUUCGGUGGGCUGCCGCCGCUUUGCGCCUGGGUAGGAGAUAAUGUGCGGACUACGACAGCCGGCUCACUCUCAACGGCUCUGAACAUUGCGUUCUCAGGCCCCGGGCAGAUAAUAGGAGUGUGGAUCUAUCGCACCCAGGAUAUGCCCUUCUAUCGGCUUGGGCAUGCGAUUAAUGCCGCCUUUAUUCUGAUGAGCGGAACGUUGAGCUUUUGCCUCAUGAUGUAUUAUCGGGGAUUGAAUAAGAAAAUGGUAGGGACGAAUGAGCAGCGAUGGAUGGCCUAA